UGACAGAUGAACAAAAUGGAACAGAGUCAGAAACAGAAACAGAAACAGAAUCAGAACCAGAAAGUUUUGAAUGGGAAAUUGAUAUAAUAAGUCAAAUAGUCAUUAAUAGAAAAGGUGAAAUUAAUUAUGAUUUUAUGAUUGGUGAUGAUAUGCAAAAAUUAAAAAAAUUAAGUCAUAUGAAUAGUCUUCAAUAUACCUUAACAAGUUUAUCAACUGGUGGAGCAAGUGCUAUUGAAAUUGAUAAACUUAAAGAGAGAGAAUUAAAUCAUUCAAUAAAUCCACAACUUGUCGUUGAGAAGAAAUCUACCGAUGAAAUAUGGAAUGAACCACCACGAGAUCCAACUCAUCCAAUCCAUUUAAUUAUAGUGACUCAUGGGAUAUUUUCAAAUUUGACGGCUGAUUUACUUUAUGUUCGAGAUACUUUAAUGAAUAAUAGUUCUGAGAAUGUAUUAAUUAGAGGUUAUGCCGGUAACGCAGGUAAAACAGAAAGAGGUGUUAAAAAAUUAGGAAAGAAUAUGGGUAAAUAUUUAAUUGAAUAUAUUGAACAUGAAUGUCCUUAUAAGAUUGAGAAAAUUUCAUUUUUGGGACAUUCUUUAGGUGGAUUAGUUCAAUUAUAUGCAAUACGAUAUAUCUUAUUAACUAAAGGUAUAACAUGGUUUAAUGAUCAUAAGAUUCAACCUCAAAAUCUUAUAUUUUUAGCAAGUCCAUUACUUGGUAUAUUGAAUGAAAUAAGUUUCUUUUUAUCAUGGUUUUUAGAUCUUGGAACAUUAGGUAAGACCGGUCGUGAUUUAACACUUUCAAAAAGAUUUUUAUCAUUAAAGAGUAAACGAGAGACAAGUGAUGAUAUGUCUUUGAAACCAAUUUUAGAAAUCCUUCCUGAUUCACCAUUACAAGAAUUUCUAGGUAAAUUUAAAAAAUUAACGAUUUAUGCUAAUGCUGUGAAUGAUGGAAUUGUUCCAUUGAGAACUGCAGCAUUAUUAUAUCUUGAUUAUGAGGCCUUGGGUGAUGUAAAUGAAAUUAAGAAACAUCAUCCAGUUAAUACGCAUUCUUCUUCGCUGAAUGCAUCAAUUCAAACAAAUACAUCUACAAAUACAAUAACUGAAGUUCCAGAAGAUGAUGAUACUAAUGGUGAAGGUGAAGGUAAAAAGCUAAAGAAUCAACUGGUUAAUAAGAUUAGAGCUAUUGGUGAUAUAUUAAAUUUAAAUUUGGGUUGGAAACCAAGUCAUUCAUCAACAGCUUCACGUAAGUUAACAAGUAGAGAAAGAAAAUUCUUAAGAAUAUCAGCGAAAGGGAUCGAUUCUGAUAGUAUUAGACAAUAUGAAAAUGAUGAUGAUUACGAAGAGGAUGAUAUAGGAAAUACUACAAUUGUAUCUGAUGGUACUGCAUCUACUACCACUAAUACUGAACCAGCACUUAAUAUUCCUCCAAGAGCAAAUGUUGUUGAAUCAGCUCUUAAUGCUAUAAUAUGUCCAGUACCUUCAACUAAUUUUAUCAUGAAUCCAGAAAGUCGAAAUGCAGUUAUAUUUCAUGAUAAAUAUUAUAAAUUUGAGAACUUACCCAAACCUGAGAAUGAAAAAGAUGAAGAGCAUAAAUUUUUGUUUACUUGGACUUUAAAACAUGAUUGGAAACUAAAGAAACAAGUUAGGAUUGCCAGAAAAUAUCAUACGGGAGAAUUAAAUUGGAGAAAGAUUUUAGUUCACUUGCCACCAGAUGCACACAAUAACAUAAUUGUUAGAAGAAGAUUUGCUAAUGGAUAUGGGUGGGGAGUUAUUGAUCACGUUUGUGAGAAUUUAUUUAUGAGUGAUCGGUUACUGCAGAAUGGUCAUGGAAAGCUUCAUGAUAAACCACAAGAUAAUGAAGUUGUUAAAGCUAAGAUGUAAAUUACAUAGAAAUGAUUACUGUAAUAUAUAUUCAAAAUAAAUGUAUGAUUAUUAAGAAUUGGAUGCAAAAGUCAUAAGCCGC
Scheffersomyces amazonensis is the source of this 1962-nucleotide messenger RNA. RefSeq lists its product as uncharacterized. The record is from RefSeq and is a predicted model, not a curated record. The transcript has a single exon. Lineage: Eukaryota; Fungi; Ascomycota; Pichiomycetes; Serinales; Debaryomycetaceae. Bases 135 to 1880 code for a protein of 581 amino acids. Gene Ontology annotation, molecular function: monoacylglycerol lipase activity.